Molecule: messenger RNA, 1251 nt
Organism: Eremothecium gossypii ATCC 10895
Lineage: Eukaryota; Fungi; Ascomycota; Saccharomycetes; Saccharomycetales; Saccharomycetaceae
Product: SYLF and SH3 domain-containing protein
Exons: 2
Coding region: 1-1251 (416 amino acids)
Biological process (GO): actin filament bundle assembly; actin cortical patch localization
Cellular component (GO): actin cortical patch
Molecular function (GO): phosphatidylinositol binding; actin filament binding
Source: RefSeq, marked provisional
AUGGGACUCAAUAACCCGCUUCCAAGGUCUUUGACAGCGGAAACAAAAAAGGCAGCGAAGGUGCUCGCCUCGUUCGUGAAGCCGGACCAGAUGCUAGGUGCGGAUGAGGUCAUUCCACCGCACGUGCUCAAGAACGCCAAGGGCCUAGCGAUCAUCACGGUGCUCAAGGCCGGGUUUUUGUUCAGCGGCCGGGCCGGUUCGGGGGUCAUCGUGGCGCGGCUCGCGGACGGACGGUGGUCGUCGCCGUCGGCAAUUGCAUUGGCGGGGGCCGGGGCCGGGGGGAUGGUCGGGGUAGAGCUUACGGACUUUGUGUUCAUCUUGAACACGGCGGACGCGGUCAAAUCAUUUUCACACGCGGGGUCGAUCACCUUGGGCGGCAACAUAUCCGUGGCGGCUGGACCGCUCGGGCGGAAUGCGGAGGCAGCGGCCACAGCCUCGCUCGGUAGCGUGGCGGCGGUGUUUUCGUACUCCAAGACGAAGGGCUUGUUUGCAGGCGUGACGUUGGAGGGCUCGGUGAUCAUCGAGCGGCGGGAGGCGAACCGGAAGUUCUAUGGGAGCAACUGCACGGCCAAGGCGAUCCUCAGCGGAUCGGUGAGCCCGCCGCCCGGGGUGGACCCCUUGUUCCGUGUGUUGAGGUCGCGGGCGUUCAACCACACGAGCAGCCGCUCGGGGACAGAGGAGCCGUACUUCCGCGACGACGACUACUACGGGGACAUCCCGUCGAACCUAGACUCGGAGGGCAACAGCCGCCGCAAUAGCUGGCGCAAUUCGUUCAGAAGGAGCCGGCACGGGGUCGAGGGGUACCACGACGACGUGGGCGGCUACGACGGCUGCUCGGACGACGACAACGUGAGCGACUACUACACAAACCGCAGACGGGGGGAUGGGUCUGCGCUGAGCAACUCGACGCUCAGCGGCAAUCUGCGCUCGUCUACCAAGUGGGAAGACGACGAAUAUGACCAGGGCAUCGUAAAUACCUCCGGCAAGCCCGAGCAAAACAGCCAGCGCCGCGCACCGGCGCGUCCAACAUCCGCGAAGCCCGACUUUGGCUCGCAUUCAACGAGCUCGGGGGCGAUCCCGAAGGCGGUUGCCUUAUAUACGUUCAAGGGAGAACAGAAGGGCGACUUGCCUUUCAGGAAAGGUGAUGUUAUUAUGAUCCUCAAGCGCACAGAGUCCCAGGACGACUGGUGGACGGGUAGGAUUAAUGGCCAGGAAGGAAUAUUCCCAGCCAAUUAUGUAGAUCUAGUAUAA